AUGGAUUCAGGCGGGUAUUCGCAGCCUACUCAACCGACGCAGACCGUCGUCGACGCUGAGCGACUGGGCCAGCAAACCUCAGGUUUCUCCGACGAAGACGUCUCCGACAUAAUAUGCCUCCUCCUACCCUACUCAGACUCAGCGCGCGAGGAGGUGCGGCGGCUCGCGGCCGCGUCUUCGCCACACACCGUCGGGCGGGAAGACGUCGACGGGCUCAGGGUGGAUUACACGCGGGAGGACGACGUGCGCAACUUUGGCGGCGUCCAGUCGGACGUCGGGGAGCACCAUAUCGCGCUGCGGUUCUCAUCGCAGGUUAAAGACCCGUCGCAAGGGUUCACGUUUGGGCGGCACCCGAACUGCUGCGACGUCUGCCUGCAGAACGAUCCCCACCGACGGCUGAGCAAGAUACACUUCCGCAUCUACGUCAACGAGUGGACCGUGCUGAUGCUGGAGGACAAGUCGACGAACGGCACCGUGGUCGAUGAGGUCCUGCUCAAGAAGAAUGGUGACCCGAGGGCCGAGACUAUGCGCUCGCUCGAGAGCGGGUCCAAGAUCAAGAUUUUGAUGCACCAGCCGGGACGGGACAUUGUAUUUCUGGUUCGCAUUCCGAUUCGUGAGGGCCCGGCUGAAGAGGCGUACAAGCGCAACCUGGAUGCGUAUCUGGCGGAACAGACGCAGCCUGUGUACGAUGCGAACGAAACGAUUGUGCCAGGGCCAGGAGGUCAUGUUGACAUUUUCAACCCACCACCACCGCCCGCCGGAAAUGGCAACAAUGCCAGAGUCAACGCUCGUCGAACGCAGGUUGUCCCAAGGCAAGGGAACCGCGCAGACGGGUUACCUCGGCCAUGGAACGGCUCGAACAAGUACCACCGUGUGUGCGAGAUCGGCAGGGGCGCUUUCGCGACGGUACACAAAGUGACACUGCGGCUUAGUGGCCAGCCGUUUGCGGCGAAGGAGCUCGACAAGCGCAAGUUCAUGAAGAACGGGGUGUUGGACCAAAAGGUGGAAAAUGAGAUGCGAAUUAUGCGCAGGAUUAAACAUCCAAAUAUUGUGGAAUACAUCGAACAUAUCGACUGGGAUGACAGGUUACUCAUUAUUAUUAUGGAAUUUGUGGGCGGGGGCGACCUGGGCCGGCUCAUCGCGGACAACGGCCCGCUGUCCGAGAGCGCGACGAAAACGAUGACGAGGGAGCUGCUCGACGCCGUUGGGUACCUACACGACAUGAACAUCACCCACCGCGACAUCAAGCCAGACAACAUCCUCGUCAGUUCCUUAGAGCCCUUCGUCGUAAAGCUCACCGACUUUGGGCUGUCCAAAAUGGUCGACAACGAACAAACCUUCCUCCGGACAUUUUGCGGCACACUGCUGUAUUGUGCCCCCGAGGUGUACUCGGAAUACGCCGAGUAUGACGACCGCGGCCGCCGUCAUCCGCGGAAUCGCCGGCUACGGCAGACGACAGGGCAGCGGUACGACCACGCGGUUGACAUCUGGUCACUAGGUGGCGUGCUCUUCUACGCACUGACGAAGAAGCCGCCAUUCCCAGCCCGCAACGGAGCUGGCCACUCGGAGCUCCUCCACCAGAUCAUGACGAAGCCUUUGGGCAUCUCGCCCCUGUUGGACGCAGGGAUCUCAGAUGAAGGCAUUGACUUCCUACAGCGCAUGCUGAACCGGAAACCGGAGGACCGCGCGACAGUGGAGUCACUACAAAAUCACCCGUGGAUUUCUGGUUCCUUCACGACGGUUGCGCAGUCGUUUGAGGAGCUUGCCGACGAGGUGCUUCAUGUGAACGCUUCCCAACUGAGCCUCGACGACACGGAACGAAACCAGGAGGGGGGUCGAGAGCUGCGAGUGCCCAGCGAUGACGAGAUCUCGGACGAAGAGGAAGCGGAUGGGGUGGAGGAUGUGGACUUUGACGCCAACGGGAUACAGGGCUAUGGGUACGAGUCCGAGAAGGAGAACUACACGUUCGGUCCAAACCACAACCAGCCGCGGCUCUUUGGCGAAGUCAACCCGUCGGCGCUGCGAAGCUCGGGUGCCAUCCCCUCCAACCGCCUCAACUUGCCGAUAUCCCCCGCGAGCUUUGCCUCGACAGGCACGACGGAGAUCCUAGGGACCGAGACGGAAAUCAAGGACAGCUUUGAGUCAGAGGACAGCCUCACCCCACGGCGCAAAUCCCAGCGAUCCCAAGCCGCGUCGGGGGGGCUGCGAAGCUCAAUUGUACUGUCCGUCGACCAGAGCAGGUCGGUCGACGAGCUGAACAACAUGACCUUUGACGUGGCAUCGCAGAGUCUGGGCGGGGCCGAGUCUAUCAUGGAAAAUCUCAACAUGAAAUCGCGGGCCGGCUCGCUUCUGCGCUCUCAUACGACGGGGGACCUGAACACGAGCAAGCGGAAACCGUCAGUGGACAGCAGCGAGGAGGAUGAUGCCCCGUUCCUUGAGGAGCGUCGGGGUCUUAAGCGGCUCCGGUCGGAAGCAUCUGCUGCGAACCUCGCCGUUCACAGGACCGCUGCUGCGGCUGCGACGCCGGCUGCGACUGCUGUGGUGGUGGAAGACGGAGAGUAUCAGCUGCUCGCGCAGAUGCCGUCGAUUCUCCGCGCACAGUCGGGACGGCAGAUCGAUAACCCCGUGCACAAGUCCACAUACUGGUCAGCCCAGGACAGGAGGACGUGGCACCUCAACUACCCGGAGAUGACGCAGCUGCAGCUGGAUGCGUUCAAGCAGGCCGCGCUGGGCCGGGGCGAGGAGUUCGGCCCCGGGAAGACACCGCUGUGGGAUCUAGCGAUGAAGUAUUUCCCCGCCGUCCACUGCGAACGGCCGGACGAUGCGUCCAAGGAGGGCGGCGGAAAACGCGGUCACGAGAACGGCGGUGUGGUCCCGUCGACGGCUGGGCCCGACGCAACUGUUCCGGCCACACCCCCAACCAUGGACGACUUCGCUCACCAGCAGCUCACCCCGACCGCCACCACCCUGCCGAAUCUCACAGACCCCGGGCGGCCGAUCGUGGCCUGUCUCCAGUCCACGCCCGGGUCCGCCAUCCCGGGCGUCUCCGUCAUGGUGACCGAGUCGAUGGUAUCUUGGGGCCGCGCGGUCGAGAACACACGGUCAUACUCGCCCAAGAGUGACCUGCGCGUGCCCAAAUUUGGCUUCCGCAUACUCCUCUGGAAGCCCAACUACGACCCGGCACGGAACUUCCGCCCCUGGAACCGAGCGCCCGAGUCCGACGAGGCGGCCUUCCACUUCUACAUCUCAACCAAAGCGACCGCCGGCAUCUACAUCAACGGCGUGCACCUGCCGUCGGACGACGCCAAGAACCCGACCAGCCCGUCAACCUACUGGAUGAAGCUCUUCGACGGCGACCGCGUGUCGGUCUGGCAAACUCCAGACAAGCGCGUCAUGUCGGAACUCAUCUUCCGCUGCGGCUGGGGCGGCAGUGCCCGGAUCCGGUCCCACACCCAACGUUACUUCGACGACAACGAAAACGACGACACCGACGACGACAACGCCCUCGCCCCCGAACCCAUCGCUAACAAACUCGACGAAGUAGCCGUCAAAACAGAGCGCAAAAUGCGCUCCCUCAGCGAGCACGACCUCAAAAUGGAAGAGGCCAACCACGACGUUGACGAGCGGGUCCGCAGCGCAGCCGUGCUCGACCGCGAGCGCCAGCGAUCGCGCGAGUUUGAAUUACGCCGACUCGAGGCGUGUCGCGCCCUGGGAAUUCGACGCGUCAGUCCCGCUCCCGGCGUCACGUUGGGCGAGGACUCGGCUACUCAGACUCCUUGGAGCUCGUAUGUGCCUGGUGUUGGUGCUGGUGGGGGAAAUAACUCGAAUAAUGGUGUUGGUGGGAGUAAUAUUGGGAACGGGAAUGGGAAUAGCAAUGGGCAUCAUGGGCAUGGAAUUGGAAAUGGGGGGAUGGGAAUGGGCAUUGGCGGAGGUGGUGUACCUGGUGUUGCGUCGAGGACAGUGCCGAACUUUAGACAUGCUUCGCCUAGUACGUUGGAGUUGUUGAGGGCUGCUGCUGCGAGGAGGGGUUGA
Messenger RNA from Dichotomopilus funicola, 4032 nucleotides. RefSeq lists its product as uncharacterized. Lineage: Eukaryota; Fungi; Ascomycota; Sordariomycetes; Sordariales; Chaetomiaceae. Gene Ontology annotation, biological process: protein phosphorylation; mitotic DNA damage checkpoint signaling. Gene Ontology annotation, cellular component: nucleus. The transcript has 4 exons. The coding region runs from base 1 to 4032 and encodes 1343 amino acids. The record is from RefSeq and is a predicted model, not a curated record. Gene Ontology annotation, molecular function: protein binding; protein serine/threonine kinase activity; ATP binding.